This is a messenger RNA of Coffea eugenioides, 1266 nucleotides long. Its product is annotated as F-box/kelch-repeat protein At3g06240-like. Lineage: Eukaryota; Viridiplantae; Streptophyta; Magnoliopsida; Gentianales; Rubiaceae. The transcript has a single exon. Gene Ontology annotation, molecular function: protein binding. Bases 1 to 1266 code for a protein of 421 amino acids. The record is from RefSeq and is a predicted model, not a curated record.
AUGUAUAUAAUUACAGGUGCAACCGAUCCUGUCCUGGUCCAUGUUAUUGAGCCUAUCGUAUUCGCCAAUUCUCGAAACAACGCCACCACCUCCCUCAACCACCACCAUCCAUCUACCCCAUCUGCAAAAUCUAUGUCCCUAAAACAGUUGGAUGGAUCCCAACUGCCGGUGUCGACGGCAGACCUAGCCCCAAAUAUUCCCCAAGAACUCAUUAUCGACAUACUCUUGCGCCUGCCCGCAAGACCCGUCGGCAAAUUCAGGUGCGUUUCGAAGCCAUGGCGUUCUCUUCUCUCCGACCCACUGUUCAUCAAAGCUCACCUCACUCUCCACCACCAUCAACCCCAGAAAUAUAUCCUUAUUUCUUCUUCCCCUCCUAUCGAAAAAUCAACUCUGUCCACCCUAACUUUCACCCCUACUGGCAGCGCUGACCACGAUGGCGUUUUAAAAAGGCUCACACUUCUGGAAAACCAAUUGACUGACGCCGAUAUUGUUGGUUCUUGCAAUGGGUUGGUCUUAGUUUCAGAAUUCAAGAUAAAACAUCCCUUUAGACGGCUAAGUAACCUUGAUUUUAUGUACUACUUGAUAAACCCCACAACCAUGGAGCUCGUGGAAUUACCCGCGAACCCUUUGGCUCCGGUGGCUCUUCCAAUUGGGGGUGCUUUCGGUUAUGAUAGGUCUAGUGAUGACUAUAAAGUCGUCACGUUAUCGAAUUGUGAACGGGUUACUAAUGAUGUUCAUCUCGAUGUUUUUAGUCUGAGGAGCGGAACUUGGAGGAGAAUUGACGUUUUGCGUUAUCGUCUUCAUUUUCUUUCGGGGGUGUUUCUGAAUGGUGCUAUACAUUGGUUGGUGAAGUCUGAUGUUUCACUAAUUUUAGCUUUCGAUUUGAGUUGCGAGGAAUUAAAGCUCCUGCCGCUGCCUUCUUCUCGUCCAGAAAACUGUUUGUUCUCUCGUAUUGCAGUUCUUGACGGAUGUCUAACAAUGGUUGCAACUAUGGGUUAUUGUAUUGAUGUUUGGAUGAUGAAGGAGUAUGGUGUUGAAGAAUCUUGGACCAAGUUUAGUGUUACUACACAAAACUAUGCGGCUCUUCCUUUACCUAUUUGCCUGCUGGGGGAUGAUGAUCUUGUUUUGUAUGUGAAUCAGAAACUCGUUGUGCAUAGUUUGACAGGAGAAACUAGGAGGGAUAUGUUAUUUGCUGGAGAUAAGUUUAGAGAUGUUAAGGCCUUUUGCGAAAGUCUUGUCUCGCCUAUUUGCUAUUGUCAGAAAUGA